UUGAGUUGAGCUUAUGAUAACCGAACCAUCAAUUUGAUUUUGGAAUAUUUCCAGUAGAUUCAAUUAUAUAAUGGACCUUAGUUUAAUUCAAUCAUUAACGGAUGAUGAAUUAAGGGAUCAUCUUUUAGAAAAUGGUAUACAAGCUGGUCCCAUAGUUGCUUCAACACGUACUUUUUAUGAGAAUAAAUUAAUCAAAAUUUUAAAUCAAAAUGGGGGCCAAAUUUAUCCAGAUCUUGAUAAUCAUUUAGAUACAGAUGAUCAAAUUGAAGAUAGUACCAGUGGUUAUAAAUUAGAUGAGAGUGUUUUAAAUAAGGGAAACGAUGAAUUAUAUAAUCAAGGUUCUAAUGCUUCUAAUUGGAGCUCCGAUGAUAUGAGAAGAAGACCAAUUCGAGAUUUUGACAAUUUCGAAUACGAAUCUCCAUAUUUAAAGAAGCGCUUUGAAAUCAAACCAAAUGACGAUACUGAUUAUUUGUACACGAAAUAUGAUAUCAAAACCUCGAAAGUACAAGAUUUGCAGAGCGGAGGAGACCAACGUUUUAUGAUCGGUCGACCGCCACAAAGGGACACGAUUAAGAGCAGUAGCAAUAAAAAAUAUAUAUUCGCUAUCGUAAUAAUCACCCUUCUCUUCAUAAUUUUUCUAACAUUUCCCUCGUCAGUUAAUUGGCAUGAUGAAGAUAAUCCUAUACCAUCUAUGGAUACUUAAUUACAUUUCAAACUAUUUUUCCCUAUCAAUAAGUAUUGGAAUAAAUAUUUUUAAAAAAUAUAAUAAAUGCUGGCGAUUAUGAAUUUGUAUUAUUAAUAAAAAUUAUA
Gordionus sp. m RMFG-2023 is the source of this 810-nucleotide messenger RNA. RefSeq lists its product as uncharacterized. NCBI's taxonomy places the organism in Eukaryota, Metazoa, Nematomorpha, Gordioida, Chordodea, Parachordodidae. The record is from RefSeq and is a predicted model, not a curated record. The transcript has 4 exons. Bases 71 to 703 code for a protein of 210 amino acids.